Molecule: messenger RNA, 923 nt
Organism: Vigna unguiculata (cowpea)
Lineage: Eukaryota; Viridiplantae; Streptophyta; Magnoliopsida; Fabales; Fabaceae
Product: transcription factor MYB114-like
Biological process (GO): regulation of DNA-templated transcription; cell differentiation
Cellular component (GO): nucleus
Molecular function (GO): transcription cis-regulatory region binding
Source: RefSeq, a predicted model, not a curated record
AGAAAAGUGAGAAUGAGAAAGAAGGUGAAAACACUGACAAACUUACAAACACUAGCUGUAAUUGAUUUACAUCAAAUACUGUGUCUCCUUCGCUUUCACACUCUUUCGUUUCCCUACACUUAUAAAUGCACUAAACAGUACACAAAACAUUAUGCGUUUUCACUUCCCCCAUGGAAACCAACAACUGUUGUGAAAAACAAGGAGCAUGGUCCUCCGAUGAAGACCAAAUCCUCUUCAACUAUGUUCAACUCACCGGAGAAGGAAAUUGGACAGACCUUCCCCAAAGAGCUGGGUUGAAACGAUGUGGUGAGAAUUGCAAACAUCGAUGGCUGAACUAUCUCAAACCAACCAUCCCCAGAGAGAACUUUUCUUGGGAUGAACAAGAACUCAUCAUCAGACUGCAUAAACUCUUGGGAAAUAGAUGGUGUAUGAUUGCAGGAAGAUUACCAGGACGGAGUGAAGAUGAGAUAAAGAAUUACUGGAAUACUUAUUUGAGCAAGAAGGUAGAAGAAGAGAAGAAGGUUGGGAGCAGAAGUGUGAAAAGUAGAAGUAUGUCAAGUGUUGAAUCUCCAUGGUUCUCUCAAAAUGACCUUGCUAUGAAUUCCAUGGACUCUCCAAACCCUGUGAUAGUUAGACCUAAAGUUGUUAGGUUAGCCAAGGCUGUGCUGCCAAGACUGGUAGGUAGCUAAUCAAAUGUUUUGCUACCUCCUAAUGCUACAUCAUAAGUACUUUCAACUCUUAAAUUCACCCGACAACUUACCUUUCUUAUUUUUGUUUUAUUUGAAAAGUAUAUAUAAAACCAUUUAAGUGCUUCUUAUUUAUAUUCAUUCACAUGUGAUUGGACGAAGCAUUUCAAUAAUUUUAAGAAAUUGAAAUAUAUUGUAUUUGAAUUUCUUAUAAUUGGAAUUUCUUUAUUUUCUAAA